AUGCUUAGUGAAAGAGAUGACGACGAUAAUUAUGAUGAGAGUUGUGAUUAUGUAUCAUAUUUCGCAAGAAAGAGAGCCCCAAGAAAGAAAUUAACUCCUUUCGUUUCUUUUCUUAAAGUAGUAGCUGGAGUUUUUCUAUGUUUAAUGUUCAAAUUAUUCUUUAGGAAGCCACCACCUGUGGCGAAGCCACAAUAUCAGCCUUUAUAUUAUUAUUAA
Plasmodium vinckei vinckei is the source of this 216-nucleotide messenger RNA. Its product is annotated as conserved rodent malaria protein, unknown function. The transcript has 2 exons. The record is from RefSeq and is a predicted model, not a curated record. NCBI's taxonomy places the organism in Eukaryota, Apicomplexa, Aconoidasida, Haemosporida, Plasmodiidae. The coding region runs from base 1 to 216 and encodes 71 amino acids.